Molecule: messenger RNA, 2130 nt
Organism: Lachancea dasiensis
Lineage: Eukaryota; Fungi; Ascomycota; Saccharomycetes; Saccharomycetales; Saccharomycetaceae
Source: the annotation of a GenBank genome assembly
AUGAAAUUUGGCGAACAACUGGGCCGUUCUCUUAUUAGAGAGUACAGCUAUUACUACAUUUGUUACGAUGACUUGAAAACUGAGCUCGAAGAAAACCUGGAAGCUAACCAAGGCAAUUGGAGCGAAAGCCUAGAGACACAGUUUUUAGAAUCUUUGGAGGUCGAGUUAGACAAGGUGUACACCUUUUGUAAGGUCAAGCAUAACGAGGUAGUCAGAAGAGUCAAGGAAGCCCAAGAACAAGUGCAAACCACAGUUCGCGCUCUGGAUUCAAACACCCCCCCUUCGGAGCUGGAUUUCGAAAUUUUGGAAGAAGAACUUUCCGAUAUUAUUGCAGACGUUCACGAUCUUGCCAAGUUCUCCAGGUUAAACUACACUGGUUUUCAGAAAAUUAUCAAAAAACAUGACAAGAAAACAAAGUUUAUACUCAGACCAGUCUUCCAGGUACGUUUGAAUUCAAAACCUUUUUUCAAAGAGAACUACGAUGACCUCGUGGUAAAGAUUUCUCAAUCUUAUGAUCUAGUUAGAACCCGUGGUAAUCCCAUUCGUGGUGAUUCUUCCUCGGGAGGCAAACAGCAAAAUUUUGUUAGACAAACUACCAAGUACUGGGUCCAUCCCGAUAACAUCACUGAAUUGAAGCUCAUUAUCUUGAAGCAUUUGCCUGUCUUAGUGUUCAACUCUAACAAAGAGUUUGAGCAGGAGGACUCUGCAAUUACCUCGAUUUACUAUGAUAACGAAGACUUGGACUUGUACUAUGGUCGUUUGAGAAAGGACGAGGGUGCAGAAGCUCAUCGUUUGAGAUGGUAUGGUGGUAUGAACUCGGAUACCAUUUUCGUUGAGAGAAAGACCCACAGAGAAGACUGGACUGGUGAAAAGUCUGUUAAAGCAAGAUUUGCCUUGAAGGAACGCUUAGUCAACGAUUUUUUGCACGGCAGAUACACAGUAGAACAAGCUUUCCAAAAGAUGCGCAAAGAUGGUAAGAAGAGCUUGAAGGAGAUCGAAAAUUUGGAAGCUUUAGCCACCGAAGUUCAGUACACCAUGCUCAAGAAGAAAUUAAGGCCUGUUGUUCGCUCGUUUUAUAAUAGAACUGCCUUUCAACUACCAGGUGACGCUAGAGUGCGUAUCUCGUUAGAUACCGAAUUAACGAUGGUCAGGGAAGAUAAUUUUGACGGCAAUGAUAGAACCAACAAAAACUGGAGAAGAAUGGAUAUUGGCGUCGAUUGGCCGUUCAAGCAACUUCCCGAGAAAGAUGUUUGUCGCUUUCCAUAUGCCGUUUUGGAAGUCAAACUCCAAACUCAAUUGGGCCAGGAACCUCCGGAAUGGGUUCGAGAACUGGUAGGUUCUCACCUGGUGGAGCCUGUUCCAAAGUUUUCCAAGUUCAUCCAUGGUGUAGCCACAUUAUUACCCGACAAGACUGAGUCGAUUCCCUUUUGGCUUCCACAGAUGGGCGUGGAUAUCAGAAAGCCUGCCAUCCCUACUCAUAUCAACAUCAGCAGGCCAGGAAGAAGUGACAACGAAAGCGAGGAUGAUUUGUACACCAAUCAAUCCCAUCCCGCGGGCAAUUUAAUGGACCCGGAGGAGCGCGUUGGAUACGGUGCUAUAGAAGGCCAGGCACAUCAAUCAAGCGGGGAAGGCGAGUAUAAUCAGACCAGCGGCCAAAGAAACAGAACCUCUUCAAACCCAGUUGUUCAGCUCUACCAUAAGCUGUACGCGUCGCUCGAUCACUAUCUGCAUGGAGACCAGAUCACCAAGGUUCCUGAAGGUACUGUUUUCGAUACCGAAGUCCGUGCACCUCCAGGAAAGGUUCUAUGUGUUCCGGUACGCGUUGAGCCUAAAGUUUACUUUGCUACCGAAAGAACGUUUUUAUCGUGGAUGUCUAUCGGUCUGACCUUGAACGCCGUAGCCAUAUCUAUGCUGAACUACGGCACUGAUGCUACAAUGGUAGCUUCGGUUGGUUUCUUUUGCACAGCGCUACUGACCAUCAUUUACAAUGCGUACGUGUAUUGCAACAGAGUCGUUAAUAUCCGCUUGAAGCGUGCGGUCGACUACCAAGAUAAGCUGGGCCCUCCCCUAGUUUGCGCGUUCUUGCUAUUGUCUACGCUUUUCAGUUUCUACUGCAAAUGGGCGUCCUGA